Molecule: messenger RNA, 1113 nt
Organism: Malassezia restricta
Lineage: Eukaryota; Fungi; Basidiomycota; Malasseziomycetes; Malasseziales; Malasseziaceae
Product: cysteine synthase A
Exons: 1
Coding region: 1-1113 (370 amino acids)
Cellular component (GO): cytoplasm
Molecular function (GO): cysteine synthase activity
Source: RefSeq, a predicted model, not a curated record
AUGUCGACCUCAGUCCUCCGAACUCUGCCUCGCGUGCUUCCGCACGCUGUGCGCACGUACGCAACGCGUGCGUCGCCUUUGACGAGUCCUGUAUCGGGUCUGUGUGGUGCGGUCGGCAACACGCCUCUGAUCAAGAUCAACUCGCUGAGUAGGGAGACGGGCUGCGAAGUGUACGGCAAGGCCGAAUUCAUGACGCCGGGAGGCAGCGUGAAGGACCGUGCUGCCCUGUAUAUUGUUCUUGAUGCUGAGAAGAAGGGUCUCAUCAAGCCUGGAGGCACAAUUGUCGAGGGUACCGCUGGCAACACGGGCAUUGGACUUGCUCAUGUGUGUCGUGCACGCGGCUACAAGUGCGUGAUCUACAUGCCCAACACGCAAUCAGCCGAGAAAAUCAACUUGCUGCGUAUGCUUGGUGCUGAGGUAUACCCCGUGCCGGCUGUGCCGUUCGCCGAUCCCCAGAACUACAACCACCAAGCUGCUCGCCACGCCGAGAAACUCGAUAAUGCGGUGUGGACGAACCAGUUCGACAAUGUGGCUAACCGCGAGGCACAUAUCCUGACAACAGGUCCAGAGAUCUGGGCGCAGACUCGUCAAACUGGCCUUGAUGGCUUCAUCUGUGCUACCGGUACGGGUGGUACACUCGCUGGUACGACGCGGUACCUAAAGGAUGUGUCGGGUGGCCAGGUUCAGUGCUGGCUUGCCGAUCCGCCCGGCUCAGUGCUGCACACGUACGUACAGACCAAGCGCGAGCGUAUGGAGCGCACAGGCAACGGCUCAAUCACCGAGGGAAUUGGCCAGGGUCGUCUCACAUCCAACCUACAGCCAGACAUUGAUCUGAUCGACAAUAGUCUGCACAUUGAGGAUGAGGCUAGCAUUGCUAUGGUCUUCCGUAUGCUCGAUGAGGAGGGUCUGUACAUUGGUGCCUCGUCGGCUCUCAAUCUGGUCGCAGCUGCGCGUAUGGCUCAAAAGCUUGGUAAGGGCAGCAAGGUGGCGACGAUCAUUUGCGAUGGUGCUGCACGCUACCAGACGCGCCUGUUUAGUCGCAAGUGGCUCGAGAGCAAGUCGCUCCUAUCGGCCAUUCCUUCGCACCUGCACCGCUACAUUGUACUAUCGUAG